AUGGAAAGUGAUGAUUUAUUAACGCGCGUAGAAGAGGUCGAGGAUAUAAUUAACAGAUUCUAUGCCGGAGGCGUACCUCAUCUUCACAAUGUCCUUCUGCAUUUUCAAGCAUCUCCACAGGCUUGGAACCUCGUCUGGGCUUUGUUGGAUCCUUCGAGGUCAUGGAACGUUCAAUUUUUUGCGGCUACCACUUUGCAAACCAAGAUAUUGAAGCAAUGGGAUGAAAUACCGGCUACAGAUUAUCCGUUUUUAAAAAAUGAACUCCUUAGAAGAAUAGUAUCUCCAACAACACCAAAGGUUGAAAAAAGAAAAGGAGCCAAACGUACAAAACUCCGUCAACAACUGGGCCUAAACGAGAACGCUAGCGUGAACUGGAGUAAAUCAACCUGGCUACUGAAGCAAGUAUUCACCACCUACGCAGAGGCAAUUUCCGCCGAGAAAAAUUUUUUCUUCAUGGCCCUGGAGUGCGCGUUGUCCUGGAUAAGAAUGUACCCUCCACUCGAUCUAAUAAACCAAUUAUUUGAGCACUUUUUAAUAGCAGCAGCGCACUACGUCCCCAAAAACGACGAGAUGGACGACGAGAGCCGAGGCUGGGAAGUGUCCCAAGAAAUCCUGUCUACCGCAAUGAGCCAAGAAGGUCUCCUAAAAAGGCCCUCUUUAUUCUGGGAGUGGACCCGAGCCCUAGUGACUCUAGCCCAGCAAAACGGGAACGUCAGCUUCGCUUCAAUCCUCACAGGCCUCGGCGAGACAAACACUCGCACACUUCUCCUAGCAUUAGUCCAGGAGACAGAUGAAUCCAAACGCUGGACAGUGGAGACACUCAUAAACCUGCUGCUCAGGUGCUCGGAGUAUCCCGGGCGUUACGCUACUCAAGAGCGUUACAGCAGCAUUCCCUUGGGCUUCUGGUUCGCGCUUCAAGAUCACAUAUCUAUGUUAGACACUCCUCUGGACGUUCAAGUGCACCAUGCAUUAAAGCCCAUUUAUGUAAGGCUAGUUCACGUUCAGCUUCAAAAAAUGACCUUGCCAUUGACUCCAGAAGAAGCUGGGACCGCCGAGGAGCGAGAAGUAUUCCGGUGUUACCGUCAAGACAUCGCCGAUAAUAUGACUUAUUGUUUCAAUAUAAUUGGCCAAGAAUUGCUGGUGAUUUUAGGCCAGCGGCUGAGUCCACCGUUGAUUGACACCUUGAAAUGGGUCGACGUUGAAGCAACACUCUAUUCUUUUCAAGCUUUGUCAGACUGCGUGGAGACAAACGACCUAGAAUGUGUCCCAGCUUUAAUGAAUUUAAUCAUCACCGGAAUUUCUUACGACAAAUAUCCCGAUGAAGUUUUAGCUUGUGCCUGUUCAACAAUAGCAGCCUACGCUGAGUGGUUGGGAGAGAAUCCAGACCCGUGGCUCGAGAGGUCGCUCCAAUUAAUAACUUACAGCUUAACUCAAAGCCCGAUGGUGCUAACUCGAGCGACGAUGGCCCUCAAGGACAUCACACGCGAGUGUCAGGAAAAUUUAGCUACUCUAGCGCCCUCCAUUCUUGAUACAAUCAGCAAGACUUUGAUGGUCCUGCCGAAUGGAAGCAACGAGGGGAUGAGACUAAUGUAUGCUGCCGGUAAAUUGAUCAACGCUUUGAGGACUACUGAGGAACAGCUGCAGUACCUAGAUGCGACUCUAGGGCAGUGUGUUUUAAAACUCCGCGAGCUUAUGCAGAAUCCUGUUCCUGAGUUACAAGAAAACGUCGCAACGCAGCUCAGAAUGGCGACUAUGUUCUUGUCCACGCUGGAAGGAGCCAUGGGAAAGUCGGUACUGGAUGGACUAAUGCCGACUUUUAAUCAGAUUGUCUCGCAUCCGGAGUUGAGUCAAAAUGAUACGAUUCUAGAUGCUAUGUACAAUUGCGCACAAAGGGCCUUGCAGUGUCUUCUACACCCGGAGAAAGAUUCCAAGUCUUUGUUGAAGUUGUUGGUUGAAGCUUAUAAAGUUAGACCUCAUCCGGCUGCGUUGCAGUUGCUCAGGCAAGUUGUUCUGCUGUUUGGGACGGAUUCGAACAAUGCCAUGGGACCGAUUUUUGCGGAAAUUGGAGGGCAUACUCUGGAUGGUUUGGAUUCUUGCAGCUCUUCUGGAGGGAAUUUGUCAGACUUUGGAGAUUUGCUGGAAGCUUACUUGGGUUUGUUAGGACAAAUUUGUAAAAAGACACCUAAAUUAAUGCUACAAGUUCCUGAACAUAUCAACAAUAUGUUGAGAUGUGUCCUGCAUGCAUUAAAUAAUUAUUUGAAAAACAAUUUCGGCGCUUGGAUACGUUCUGCAUUAGAGAAAGGAGUUUUAUCAUCCCUCACACCAAGCCAAAAAGAAACUCUAACUCGCAGUAUUUUAGCGGAACGCAAUAAAGGCCGGCUGAGUGAAAUGUUACAAAAAUUUAGUUUAGAAUAUUCAAAGCCUGUCGUCGGGCUUUAA
Messenger RNA from Cotesia congregata, 2439 nucleotides. Lineage: Eukaryota; Metazoa; Arthropoda; Insecta; Hymenoptera; Braconidae. The record is from the annotation of a GenBank genome assembly.